GGCAAUAUUCCAAAGGGUAGUGAAUGAAAUAUUCCAUUUCUAGAGAAAAGGUGUACAGCUUAUAAGUGCAUGCAUCUAGCUAAUUGUUUAGAAGGUGGGAAAGGUCAUGGAGAUUUUCAGACACCUUGUGUAUGCUUUGCCUCUUCUUGUUCUCCUUCUACAUCUCGUUCACUCACAGAGCCAAACCGGUUUCAUUAGCUUAGAUUGUGGGCUUCCAAAACACUUCCGAUAUACAGAGCCAACAACAAAAAUAGAUUAUAUUUCAGACGCACCUUUUAUUAGCAGUGGCGUAACUAAGAGCAUAUUGGCAGAAUAUAAAGCUACCAACCAACAACAAGUAGCAGUGGUAAGAAGCUUCCCUCAAGGAACCCGCAACUGUUACAAACUAAACGUUACAAAAGCUACAAAGUAUUUGAUCAGAACUACUUUUCUGUAUGGAAACUAUGACGGCCAAAAUAAGCUGCCCAAGUUUGAUCUCCACUUGGGAACUAGCUACUGGGUUACAGUGAAUUUCAGCUCAGUAAGUUUAAGCAUCAUGAAGGAGCUUAUACAUUUUAACUCGCAAAACCAUCUACAAAUCUGUCUUAUAAACACAGACUCUGGGACACCUUUUAUUUCAGCAUUAGAACUGAGACCUCUUAAAAAUACAACUUAUGUUACUUCAACUGGCUCAUUAGCACUCGACCGUCGCUUGGACUUUGGUUCAAUCUCCAAUCAAUCAUACAGGUAUCCGUACGACAUAUAUGAUCGCCUGUGGACGCCCUAUACACAGAAAGAGUGGACCACAGUAACAACCUCGUUUACAAUAAAUCAUGCUGUAGAUAGCAAUGACUUCCAGCCGCCCUCUGUUGUGAUGAACACCUCUGCCACGCCAUUAAACUCAAGUGCUCCAUUGGAAUUCUAUUGGGUGCCCCGAGAUGAAACUACCAAGUAUUAUACAUACAUGCACUAUGCUGAACUCCAACUGCUCCAAUCAAACCAGUCCAGAGCAUUCGAUAUCUAUCUCAAUGGGGAUUUGUGGUUUCAACCUAGAACUCCCGUUUACUUACGAUCAGACCUCGUAUACAUGAGCAGUGCUGCCUCAGCAUCAAAUUAUAAUUUCUCAUUUGUUAGGUUGAAAAACUCGACUCUCCCACCAAUCCUUAACGCCCUCGAGGUCUAUACGCUCAUAGAGUUCUUGCAACCAGAAACAGACCAAGACGAUGUGGAUGCCAUCACCAACAUAAAGUCUAUUUAUGAAGUACGUAGAAACUGGCAAGGAGAUCCAUGUGCUCCUGUAGCAUUCUUAUGGUCAGGUCUAAGUUGCAGCUACAAAGAUUCUAAUACCCUUAGAAUCAUAUCCUUGAAUUUGUCAUCAAGUGGGUUGACUGGCGAGAUAACUUCGUAUAUAUCCAGUCUCACGAUGUUAGAAUCAUUGGAUUUAUCAAACAAUAGCUUAACUGGAUCUAUUCCUGAUUCUUUAUCUCACUUGCCAAACUUGGGUGUCUUGAAUUUAAAAGGAAAUAUGCUCACCGGUUCAGUUCCAGUUGAACUCAUUCGAAAGUCAAACAACGGUUUUCUCUCAUUAAGCGUUGGAGAGAAUAAACAUCUUUGUGCAUCCGUUCCAUGCAAAACGAAGAAGAAUAAUAAUGUUCUUAUUCCAUUGGUAUCAUCAAUUGGCGCACUGGUCAUCCUGUUGAAUGCAGCAGCUAUCUUUGUGGUCCUAAAACGACAAAAACAACAAGGUGCAAGAUUGACUGUCCAAAAGAAGUCAUUGGAGCCUAAUAAACGUCAAUUUACAUAUUCUGAGCUCUUAAAAAUAACAAAUAACUUCGAAAGAACUCUUGGUAAAGGUGGAUUUGGAACAGUUUUCCAUGGCCUAAUAGAGGGCACUGAAGUAGCUGUGAAGAUGCUUUCUUCUACAUCGGUUCAGGGGUAUCAACAAUUUCAAACAGAGGUUAAGCUUCUCAUGAGAGUUCAUCAUGGAAACUUGACAAGCCUUGUCGGGUACUGCAAUGAAGGAACCAACAUGGCUCUUAUUUAUGAGUACAUGGCCAAUGGAAAUCUUGAGUCUUAUCUUUAUGCAGAUGGAAGCGAAAAUGUUUUAAGUUGGCAAGGAAGACUUCAUGUAGCCUUGGACGCCGCACAAGGAUUGGACUAUCUGCACAGUGGUUGUAAGCCACCUAUAGUUCAUAGAGAUGUGAAGACCUCAAAUAUAUUAUUAGCUCGGAAUUUUCAAGCCAAACUAGCUGAUUUUGGGCUAUCCAAAACUUUCCCAACAGAUAGUGGCACUCAUGUGUCUACCGCUAUUGCCGGCACCCCCGGUUACCUUGACCCGGAGUACUACAAAACAAAUAGGUUGAAUGAGAAAAGCGAUGUUUACAGUUUUGGAGUAGUUCUCCUACAAAUAAUCACAAGCCAACCUGCCAUAAGUAAAAGGGAGGAGAGGACUCACAUAAGCCAAUGGGUUGGUAAUAUGGUUGUCAAUGGGGAUAUUAGAAGUGUGGUGGAGCCAAACUUACAGGGAGAUUUCGAAGUUAAUUCAGUGUGGAAAGCUGUUGAAAUAGCAAUGGCUUGUGUAUCUCCAACAUCCUCUCAAAGGCCAAAUAUGAACCAAGUGGUGAUUGAACUAAAAGAUUGUCUAGCAAUGGAGUUAGCUCGGAAGAACUACAAACCUCUGACCCAUUCGGCAGCUGAAUGCAGUGAAAUGUCUUAUAUAGCAUCUUCUGCUGAACUGAUCAAUCCCUUAGCAAGAUAGUAGUCUGUAUAUUAUAAUGAUGCUACUCCUUUUAGAGGUGAAAUAUUUUCCAUGUUUUUAAAUAUCUUAAAGCCUUUGUUUUCUCUAUGGUUUUCCUUUCAUGUGGAGUUUGACAUGUCAGGCAUUGUCAUACUGUAUGUAAUAUUAUCGAAUUAAGAGUUUAAUAAAUCUUUUGUGCUUAAUCAAAAA
Ziziphus jujuba (common jujube) is the source of this 2926-nucleotide messenger RNA. Its product is annotated as LRR receptor-like serine/threonine-protein kinase IOS1. Bases 107 to 2737 code for a protein of 876 amino acids. The transcript is spliced from 13 exons. Gene Ontology annotation, biological process: protein phosphorylation. Gene Ontology annotation, molecular function: ATP binding; protein kinase activity; protein binding. The record is from RefSeq and is a predicted model, not a curated record. Lineage: Eukaryota; Viridiplantae; Streptophyta; Magnoliopsida; Rosales; Rhamnaceae.